Gaeumannomyces tritici R3-111a-1 is the source of this 1047-nucleotide messenger RNA. RefSeq lists its product as hypothetical. The transcript has a single exon. Bases 1 to 966 code for a protein of 321 amino acids. The record is from RefSeq and is a predicted model, not a curated record. NCBI's taxonomy places the organism in Eukaryota, Fungi, Ascomycota, Sordariomycetes, Magnaporthales, Magnaporthaceae.
AUGGCUCCCUUGUCGGCCAUAGUGCCCUUCUCCCCCUUCUCCCCCUCGGGCGAGUGGCAGUGCUGCGCCUGCGGCGGCCGCCACUACAUGCACCGGACGCGUUGCGUGCGCCGCUGCAACCACUGGGCCUGCGGUGCCUGCAUAAUCUUUGACCGCCGCGGCGAGCGCGUCCCGCCGCUCUCGUCGGGCCGCCGCAUCCCCGUCAACUGGGCCUGCGCCAACGCCAUGCACCGCGGCGGGACCGAGGCCCUGCACUCGGUGGCCGAGCUGCUGACGCUGGCGGACGGCGACGACGACGAGGGUGGCGCGCGCUGCUGGUGCGGCGACCCGGCCUUCGACCCGGCCGCCGUCUACGACCACUGGGGCAACCUCAUGGGCGACGACGUCGUGGCCGCCGAGGCGGGCGUGCUGGACUUUGACGUUGUUCUGGACGGCCAGCCAAGGACUGUUUUUGCGCUCGCCGACGAUGAUGGUGGUAGGGAGGCGGCUGCCGCGUUUUUGCGCCAUCAUCCGGACGUAGGGGCGUGGGGACCCGUCUUGCAGGAGCUGGCUGCGAACCGGGCCGCAAAGGCUGCUGCUGCUGCUGCGGCUGUGGCGGCGGAGGCGGCGGAGGCGGCGGCGGCGGUGGAGGCAGCGGAGGCAGCGGCAGCGGUGGAUGCGGAGGCUCGCGCUGGUAGCAAAAGUCCCGGUCCCGCCGACGCCCGGCUGCCGACUCCGCCGCCCGACGAGGGCCGCCUCGCUGCCCGGGUGACACGGAGGAGGACCAACCCGCGGUCGUCUCCGGCGCCGGGCGAGGAGGGAUCCAGUGCUGCCAAGGCCGCCAAGGGCAAGACUACUGCAGCCACGCGGAAGAGGCGCCGGGACGGGGACGACGACGUCCCGGCUCUGGCGGGCCGCAUAACGCGGGCCAAGGUCGAGAAGCCGAAGAAGAGGGCGAGGAGCAAGGGGCAAAAGGCAAAGGCAUGAAUGAAUUAGAAUACUUAUACGCGUACUUUGGUUUCAUUGACAAGCGUUUCUUUUUGUGCGACGGGAAAAACAGUAAAUGCC